Molecule: messenger RNA, 534 nt
Organism: Scylla paramamosain (green mud crab)
Lineage: Eukaryota; Metazoa; Arthropoda; Malacostraca; Decapoda; Portunidae
Exons: 5
Coding region: 1-534 (177 amino acids)
Cellular component (GO): membrane
Molecular function (GO): ligand-gated monoatomic ion channel activity
Source: RefSeq, a predicted model, not a curated record
AUGCCAGACACUGUCACCUCUGUUAUGGGGCUCGGCACACAAAGACGGGUCUCUGACAUGGAAUCAGUUUGGGUAUUACUCCUGGCAAGUUUAUUGGUGGUGUUUGUAGUCACAGCUUUCAUCCAUCGGUCCCAGAACACACUUCUCACUGGUGCUGGUACUGGCAUUGGUACGGAGAAUGGGGAGGGCAAUCCUGGUUCUGUGUGGUGGACCUCCUGCCUGUGGACGGUGUGUUCCUCCCUCGCUCAGUCCAGCACCUGGUGGCCAUCCGGCAGUGCCCUCCGCAUCGUGGCCGGUACAUGGCUUUUGAUGGUACUCAUCCUCACUACUGUGUAUCGCUCCAACCUCAAGGCAAUGAUCAUUAUCCCCAAGAUGCGCCUUCCCUUUAAUAGCAUGGCGGAGUUGCUGGAGACGGAUAUUCCUUGCUACGUGCCGCGUGGCAGCAUCAUUCAUCUUCUGAUGGAGCUUUACCACACUUUGACUUGUCUUUCUUUUGGCUACUGCAUCAUUGAGUCCUGUCUGCAGAAACCCUGA